AUGGACCAGCUACCAUCUGUAUACGUGCUCGAUCCAUACCAUCCCGCUGCCAUCGAAGUUCUGCGGCGAGCCAGAGGCAUUCGGCUUGUGCUGCCGCCCGAUGCUCGGAAGGAUGAGGCUCUCGAUCGCGCAACUGCCAUUCUUCUUCGCAGCGACACUCGGCUUAGUGCUGAUGACAUCAAACGCGCCAGCGCCCGCCUGAAGUGUAUCUGCAAACAAGGGGUGGGUGUCGACAACGUUGAUCUUGCAGCAGCAAAGGCCCGCGGGAUUGGCGUCUACAAUACACCAGGAAUCAAUUCGGAGUCAGUCGCCGAGCUUACAAUUGCAUUAGCACUCUGUGUUGCGAGGAGAAUUACUGAGUUCGAUCAGAAGAUCCGCAGCGGCGAGAAAGUCGUCAGAAGUCAGAUGCUUGGAAAAAGCCUGUUCAGGAAGACUCUGGGCAUCAUUGGGAUGGGAGCAAUUGGCCGCGAGGUCGCGAAGAAAUGGUCAUCUGCCAUGAACGGCACCAUAAUCGGAUUCGAUCCUGUUGCUACAGAGUCCGCCUGGACUGAUUUAUUUGACGAAGCGACGUUCACACGGGCUACCACCCUGCCUGAUCUACUUCGUUCUGCAGAUGUCAUCAGCUUGCAUGUCCCUCUCACAGAGCAGACCCGGAACAUGAUCUCAGAGCAGGAGUUUGCUAUUAUGAAGGACGACGCUGUGUUGCUAAAUUGUGCCAGAGGCGGUAUAGUCGAUGAAGCGGCUUUGCUCCGAGCUCUGAACUCAGGCAAGCUGUACGGAGCCGGCUUGGAUGCUAUGCUGCACGAGCCACCAACUCUACAGAGCUAUGGCGAGACAUUACUCAGUCAUCCACGAGUGGUGAUGACACCGCAUAUAGGAGCUUCUACUGAAGAUAUGCAGUCAUUGACCGGCCGGACAGCGGUGGAAAUCAUGCUUGAUUUGGUGCAUGGACGAGGCAAUCACAAGUCUGUGGUAUGA
Messenger RNA from Cyphellophora attinorum, 978 nucleotides. Its product is annotated as D-3-phosphoglycerate dehydrogenase. The coding region runs from base 1 to 978 and encodes 325 amino acids. Lineage: Eukaryota; Fungi; Ascomycota; Eurotiomycetes; Chaetothyriales; Cyphellophoraceae. The record is from RefSeq and is a predicted model, not a curated record. Gene Ontology annotation, molecular function: NAD binding; oxidoreductase activity, acting on the CH-OH group of donors, NAD or NADP as acceptor. The transcript has a single exon.